UGACACUUGUGGGGAGAACACACGUACGAAUAGGUCAUUGAUACGGGAAAUCGUGUCUCUUCUCGGUAAAACUCUGAAAAAAAUGGACCUUUUCAUACAAGAAACGAGAGAGGAGUCCAGCGCCUUAGUUGAAAGGGGUCUCUCUGUUUUAUGAAGAAGCGGAGCAACGGAGGUGUCAAGGCGGAAACAGGUUGACGGGGUAGAAAAUUGGCUAUAUCAACACGGCGACGCACCUGCUUCGCGUGAUUGAGUAACUGGGGCGACUUUGGAACUGCGUCGUCUAGUAUAUCUCCGAUGCUUAGGAAUUAUUGGUUUUUCUCGCGUGAAUUUUGCCAGGAAUGGAAUCAAUCUAUUACUCACGGUGAUUUUUGUUGUACAUUGGACUGGAUUUGCUCACUAUUAUUUUUCUUCAGCAGUUGAGCUAACCACAAUGCCCGUCCGGAGAUCAUGUCACAAUUCUCGCUGUUUUGGUCGAUCGAUGGAGACUGAAAUUGUAGCCGACUUUAAUCGCCUCAAAAGCAAUCACCUUAUUCAUGAUUCAGCGGUGGCAAUUCAAAACCACUUAUGCGAAGAAAAAAUGCUGUCUUUUUAUCGCUGUCCUCGAUGCAACUGCAGAAAAACUCGACCAUUAUUUGUUUAAGGCGACGUGACAUGAGGCCCCUGACUCGAGUUGCGAUCGUUGAAUGUAUUUGACUUUCCCGAAGGUUGAUUACCAGGAUCGGACUUUGAGAUACCCCCGGGACGAUCGCCCCCUCAUGGUUUACGGUGAUACCUGCUCUCCACCGCGUCGCUUAUACCCCGGACUGGCUCGGGUUGUGUGCUGCGAGGCAAGGCGAGUGAUUUCUGAAGUACCCUCGCAAAAGAUGCUGCAUCCAUACUGCGACUUGGGUUUAUAAUGUGACCGGCGAACUAUUCUUUCUCAUUCGGGAUGUUACGAAUCUAUCGAUGAGAUUUGCUUGGGAAGCCAAAUUCAUGGGUGCAUGGAUAAUUAUUGGAAACGCGUCUGUGUCUGGAUAACAGUGAAUAUCCUCCUACCAUCAGUUGGUGUGAGACUCCUUUUACGGGUGCUGCUCGGGUUUUUGUUUACGAAUCAGUCGAUAUGGUUUGCUUGAAAACCCAAACCCAAAGUGGAUAAUAUUAUAAACAUGCUGGAUUUCUGUGAACAUUCCCCUGCCAUCAGCUGGUGUCAUGAUUGCUCUCAACAUGGCGACCGGUGAAUCACCAUCGCUCCACGUGAACCGAACCGUGGAACACUUCCAGAUCCCAAGCGAGUUCAUCGCGGCUUUCAUCGGCGUCUACGCGCCCCUGAUCCUGGCCAUUUUGUCAGGCAACUCCCUGGUGCUGCUCGCCGUCUACAAGGAGAAGUCUCUCCGCAAGAGGUGCAAUUUCUUCAUCGUCAGCCUGUCCGUGGCGGAUUUCCUGACGGGCUUGAUCGGGGUUCCCACGGCGAUCCUCGGCCGCUUGCUCCAGAACAACACCACCUGUUUCACGGCCACACGGAUGGUGUUCUUCACCGCUGCUUUCACUUUCUCCGCCGUGUCCAUGUUCCAGCUGCUCGCCAUCACCAUUGAGCGUUACAUGGCCAUCAUGACGCCUUUAGUCUACCAUACCGCUAUGACACCCAGACGGUACCUCUACAUCAUCAUCGCCGUCUGGGUGGCUGGGGCAGUGGUGGGUGCCAUCCCGAACUUCGGUUCCGGGGCCGGGACGGACGUCUGUGCCGUGGACUACGAGCCAUCCCACGCUGUCAAGUUCUUCAUGCUCAUCUUUGCUCUUGGCAUCCCCACCGUCCUGGCCUCCAUGGGGCUCAUGUACUUCCACAUUUUCCGGAAGGCACGGCAGCAGGCCAACCGCAUCGCCGCGCUGCGCCGGGCCCUUCACCGCCUGGAGGAACAUCAGACGGUCCAGGAACACAGGGCCCAGAUGAAGGCCACCAAGACCACGGCCAUCAUCCUCGGCGGAUUCGCAGCUUGCUGGAUGCCCAUGGCCCUGAAAUUCUCCCUGGAGGUUUUCCUCGUCAUGGACUCUUACACCAUCCUCAUCCUACAAACAGUCUUGGAGUUCUCCGCAUACGCCAACUCGGCUAUCAACCCCGUCAUCUACUGCUACCGCAACGCAGAGUUCAGGACGGCAUUUUGUAAGAUUCUGGCGCCGUUGAAAAUCUGCUCGGAAAAAGUGAAUACGGUUCGGGUGACCCCGGUCGAGCCGUUCAGGAACUGCAGUGGGUCUUCACUGGAAAACUGUGCAGUGGACGAGACGUAGUAGGAGGUGUCAUAAUAUGACAGAACCACAUCGAAGCUACGAGGACAUUACAGAUGUUCGCAAACUAUGGAGCAUUGGUGCAGUGUAGACGUGAGACAAAGAACAAUUUAUAAUGACGAGUUUCAUGAACUGAAUAGUGGGACAGAUAGGGGAAGUAUUUGGGGGAAUUGUGCCUUUGAUGAUGCAUGGCAUUUGGCAC
Molecule: messenger RNA, 2461 nt
Organism: Patiria miniata (bat star)
Lineage: Eukaryota; Metazoa; Echinodermata; Asteroidea; Valvatida; Asterinidae
Product: adenosine receptor A1-like
Exons: 1
Coding region: 1189-2262 (357 amino acids)
Biological process (GO): chemical synaptic transmission; G protein-coupled receptor signaling pathway, coupled to cyclic nucleotide second messenger
Cellular component (GO): dendrite; membrane
Molecular function (GO): G protein-coupled serotonin receptor activity; neurotransmitter receptor activity
Source: RefSeq, a predicted model, not a curated record